UGUACUAAAGAGAAUGUAAAAUGACAAUGAGCGCAUUAAAGGUUCCAAUAAAUUAUAAAUAUUUAGAAGAAGAACUUAACGAGGCUCUUGCAGCCGAUAAAUUAUAUCAAUUACAAAAUAGUGCUAAAAUUCGAGCGGUUGAGCAAAGAGUGCCGACGUAUGAACACUUUAGACAAAUGGUAAAUGGUGCUCACUUAAAAUCUCUGGAUCGCAAUGAUAUGAAACCUAAUGUUGGAGUGCAGUGGAAUCCCACGAUUAACACUAUUAAACCCCAUAAUUUAACCAUGUAUACAGCUUCGGAAAAAUUGAGCUGUAAUAAAGAGGACAGUAAAAAUAUUACAAGAAUAUCUCCAAAAACAUGCGAAGAGUUUUUGCAGUGUUGGAGAACAAUUUUAGACUAUUCUGAAAAAUUUAUUUAUAUAUGGAAUCUAAGGAACAUUUUACAGACUCACAUUUUUCGGAUAGAAAUACCUGCAUCUUUCUUCAGUGAUGUUAUUAAUGUUUGUCUACAAUAUUUGUCAAACAUAGACGAUAUAACAUCAAUUAUAGAACUUCUCAAUAUACUGAGCACAUGUAACAGAUUCAAUCUAAUGAUGUGUUUCAUGACAAAAGAAGAACGAUCUACAUGCCAGCAACUUUUCCAGCAAUUGCAACUCAAAGGAAGGUCCCAGGAUAAAUGGUUAAAAAGUGCAAUCGAAUCAUUAACUGCAAAAUAUCAAAUAAAUUUAAGUAACAUGAUAUAAUGCAUAUUCCUCGUACAACUAAAAUAAUCUAUACAAUAUAAAAUAAAAAAUGGAUAAAACAAUAAGUAAUUGAAGACUGUUUUUAGAUAAUUCACUUUUAGAUAGUUCACUGAAAUUAACU
Molecule: messenger RNA, 864 nt
Organism: Linepithema humile (Argentine ant)
Lineage: Eukaryota; Metazoa; Arthropoda; Insecta; Hymenoptera; Formicidae
Product: coiled-coil domain-containing protein 103
Biological process (GO): determination of left/right symmetry; epithelial cilium movement involved in extracellular fluid movement; inner dynein arm assembly
Cellular component (GO): outer dynein arm
Source: RefSeq, a predicted model, not a curated record